Setaria italica (foxtail millet) is the source of this 917-nucleotide messenger RNA. Its product is annotated as cytochrome b5. The record is from RefSeq and is a predicted model, not a curated record. Gene Ontology annotation, molecular function: heme binding. The transcript is spliced from 3 exons. Gene Ontology annotation, cellular component: intracellular membrane-bounded organelle; membrane. Bases 229 to 630 code for a protein of 133 amino acids. NCBI's taxonomy places the organism in Eukaryota, Viridiplantae, Streptophyta, Magnoliopsida, Poales, Poaceae.
CCAAAGCGGACGGCAACUACCCCCACCCCGCCUCCAACUUGUUCUUCCGCAGCAAGAUAGCAGCACAGGCGCGAAGUCGUGGAUCCCAACUCCCAAGAACCGUAGCCUUCUACUGCUACCGUCCUCUUCUUCCCCGGCAAGACGCCGCGGUCACUGCCCCCUCACCAUAUAAUCAAAUCGCCGCCCGUCGCCGAUUCGAUUAGAUUGAUAGAAAGCGGAGCCGACGAGAUGCCGACGCUGACGAAGCUGUACAGCAUGAAGGAGGCCGCCCUCCACAACACUCCCGAGGACUGCUGGGUCGUCGUCGACGGCAAGAUUUAUGAUGUGACCAAGUAUUUGGAAGACCAUCCUGGGGGUGCUGAUGUUCUGCUUGAAGCAACCGGUAAGGAUGCUAAGGAAGAAUUUGACGACGCGGGGCACAGCAAGAGUGCCAAGGAGCUAAUGCAAGACUACUUCAUUGGGGAGUUGGACCCGACUCCUGAGAUUCCUGAGAUGGAGGUUGUCAGGAAGGAGCAAGACACGGGAUUUGCCAGCAAGCUGAUGGACAGUGCGGUGCAGUACUGGGUGAUCCCAGUAGCCGCAGUUGGGAUAUCCAUUGUUGUUGCCAUAUUGUGUGCGCGAAGGAAGUGAAGUUCGCCGUGUUAAGCAGAUGAACGUUUUGAGAGGGAUCAAGCCAUUUUUACCUGGAGCAUGUACGGAUAUAUGUACUGCUGUCCAGAACCAAAAUACACUAUGAUACUCAAUUCUUAGACACUUUUAAGUAAAACAUUUACCCGAUCGAUGGCACUAUUUUAUCGAUAUGAUGUCCAUUUGAUGGAUUUGUUAUUCUCUUCGAACUAACUGUCAUGAGUGCUGGCGCAAAUUUGUUCCAUGCCACCUCUGCUGCUUUUGAAUGUCAUGGUCCUGCAUUUAAUUUA